Mugil cephalus (flathead mullet) is the source of this 1846-nucleotide messenger RNA. It is a transcript of the gene dguok, whose product is annotated as deoxyguanosine kinase. The transcript has 7 exons. Bases 329 to 1306 code for a protein of 325 amino acids. Gene Ontology annotation, biological process: nucleobase-containing compound metabolic process. NCBI's taxonomy places the organism in Eukaryota, Metazoa, Chordata, Actinopteri, Mugiliformes, Mugilidae. The record is from RefSeq and is a predicted model, not a curated record. Gene Ontology annotation, molecular function: deoxynucleoside kinase activity; ATP binding. Gene Ontology annotation, cellular component: cytoplasm; mitochondrion.
UGGCUAACGUGAUCUUCUGUUUUCAGCGUUUGAAUGAACACAUGUUGUUAUGACAUAAUUGAAAUUUUACCCAACAGAAAUGUGUGACUGUUGAGUGUUGAUACAGGAUCAAUUCAAGCAAUAACUCGGUUUUUAUAAAUAUCGUUUAUAACUGUACAUGACUUUUUAUGAUGAAAGUUUGCAUCACAUCGUGAAGAAGGAGAGCUAGCUAACGUGAACCCGGCGCAGUGGUAAUGUAACGUUUAUUGAACUGGUCACUAACGACAGAGACUUGCAGUUAAAUGUGAUAAAUCUUUCAUUUAUUUAAUUGUACGUAAGCGUUGUUAAUAUGUCUGCGCUGUAUCGAUGCGUUUUACUCAACCGCGUUUCCAAAUUAAAACAACAGACAGGCUUAACUCGGGUCAGGACAUUUGCGCUCACACAGGGGAAGACAUCGGACUGUUCGGUGCGAGGUGGGACCACGGCCCUGCCACACGCGACAACUAUCCUAAGCGCUAUGGCUAAAAAGACAGGGAGUCAGUGUUUUUCUCGUUCAAUGUGUCGGUCAAGUUCAUCCGAUGAUGCAAAAGCUCGAGUGAAGAGAGUUUCUAUCGAGGGGAAUAUUGCUGUUGGAAAGUCGACCUUUGCAAGACUUUUGCAGUCAGCGUCUCCAGACUGGGAAGUGGUGGCAGAACCAGUCAGCAAGUGGCAAAACAUUGAGAGUGGGACCUCGAAGGGCUCAGAUGCUCCUCCCCGGACGACGGUCAGCAACCUGCUCCAGAUGAUGUACCAGGACCCUGAGCGCUGGUCGUACACGUUCCAGACGUAUUCCUGCAUGAGCCGACUGAGGACGCAGCUGCAGCCUCCUCCUGCCCACCUGCUCCUCUCAGAGGGAGCGCCUGUCCAGGUGUACGAGCGCUCAGUUUACAGCGACAGAUACAUCUUCGCUCUCAAUAUGUUUGAGUUGGGCUGCAUCAACGCCACAGAAUGGGCGGUCUAUCAGGACUGGCACUCCCUCCUGGUGGAGCAGUUUGGACACCAGGUGGAGCUGGAGGGCAUCAUUUACCUCAGAGCCCCUCCAAAGAAAUGUAUGGAGCGCCUGGAGCGUCGGGGGAGGGCAGAGGAGAAGGGAGUGAAACUUGACUAUCUGGAUAAGCUGCACGUUCAGCACGAGAGGUGGCUGGUGGAGAAAAGCACAGAAAUCCAUUUUGAGAACCUCAAACAGAUCCCUGUCUUACAACUCGAUGCCAGCGUGGAGUUCCAGAGUGACCCAGAGGUGCGGGAGCAGUUUAUAACAAAGGUGAAGAACUUCUUCAAUACUUUAUAAGAAUGUGGUCGCCAGCGGCCGUCAACAGAUGAGACCAAUCAGACCUCGUUUAGUCAACCUACAUUCACAUACAUCAGCUGCUUAUGGUUUUGGGCAUCCAACUAAUAUAAAGUCAUUUAAAACUGACCUCUUUUUGUGUAGUCUCUACAGGACUAUGUGAAGUAUAUAGAUUAAGUUUGGUUAUGAAUGUGUUCUUUCUAAUCGUUCUGCUGUUAUAUUUUGUUAGUGGUUUGUUAUUUGUGAGUCACAUUGCACGUUAUUACUUAUAAAUCUGUAUUAUUGAUAUCGACUGAAAUCUCCGCAGCUAUUCCUCUCUGUUACAGUUAAUUAACUUAUCUACGUGGCUUAAGCACAGACAAGCGCACACAAGUUAUUUAAUAGGUUCUGUAAAGUAUAAGCUAAAUCUGUACUAGAACAAUUGGAAUUAAGAUUUACUGAAAAUCUUGGGUUUGCGUGUGUAUUGUUUAGUGAGUGUCUAGAACAAGCAAAUAAGACAUGGAUGCUUUGUAAUGAAUAAAAAUAUGUGUUUUUAAAUCUUCA